AUGGCAACCACGUCGAAACAGCGCAUUCACACUCUAUUCACCAACAAUCCACCUGACGACAGCAACAAAAUCGAACUCUUCUCCCCAGGCGAAACCCAACGGAGCGAAAUCACCGCGUUCAACACAAUCUCUCCAUCAAACGUCGUUCCUCUGCGAAAGCUCAAGCAAUGGCCUCGAGCAGUCGUAUGUCCCUCCUGUCGGGAGUUAUCCCUAACUCGAGUUGAGCAUAAGAUCUGCGGUGGAACACAUGCAAUGGCAGCAUUGAUGUUUGCUUGUACAGUCGUUGGCGGGGUUCUUGCGUAUACUGGGAAGCAGUGGAAGAAUGCUGAGCAUUACUGCUGUAGAUGUAAUCGCAGACUGGUCACUUGGCAUUUUGGCUCGGGGACGGAGAUUCAUGUUUGGUAA
Molecule: messenger RNA, 405 nt
Organism: Fusarium sp. VM40
Lineage: Eukaryota; Fungi; Ascomycota; Sordariomycetes; Hypocreales; Nectriaceae
Source: the annotation of a GenBank genome assembly